UUGUUUGAAAUCCCAAUCUAAUUAAAAUUCUAGUGCGUUCUUAUGCAGUGUUCUACAAAAAUAUGUAUGUAAACUUCGUUCGGUCUUUUUAAAAAAAUACUGUCGAAAUUUCAUUAAAAAAAAUAAUAAAUCAAAGUAUAAAUAAAAAUGAGCAUACAAGAUGAAAGUUUUCCAUAUGAUGAUGAUUUAGAAUUUUCUCGUAAUUCGGGUAAAAAUUUAGUUUUUCCUCACCACAAACCACGACGUACAAGUGCAUUGGCGAAUAAUGAAUCGAUUGAAGGUCAACAACAUGUUUCUACGAACUCGAAUAUUUCAACAUCAUCUCCUUUACAAAAUCAAGAUGAUUCAAUAGAAUCUUCAAAUGAUUUUUGUCCGCCAUCAGAGACCAGUGGCAAAACAAAUGCCAGUGAACCUAAUGAUAUGCAGGAAACUCAGAAGAAAAAAUCAGAGUUCAUACGUCACAAUCCCAACAAAUCAAUUUCCUAUCAGGACAUACACUCAGAAUACACCAAAAGACGUUUCAAACAUGUUGAGAGUACAGUUGGUCGAUACAUUGCCGAUAUAAAGGCACAAGAUAAAAAACGUCGAAAUUCUGGCAAAUUUCAGAGACAUCGUUCUAUGCCCGAGACACUACAUGGAACCGAAACGACAGUACCGGAACUAAACAAUGACUCUAAAAUACAUGGAGUGCUGCAUCACAGUACCAACGAUUUAGAUCGCAUACACGAUCCUCACAAUGAUUUACAAAGUGAUCCUGACACCGAAAUCUAUGAUAAUCUUACGACUACAACAUCAUCACUAUCCACCAGAGAUUUGGGUUCAGAUGCUGGCAUCUUAUUGGACAAACAAACCUUUGAACAACUAUUGAGCGAUAAGGAGCGCAAAGAUUAUUUGCAAACAAAAUUGGAGGAGAAAAAUGCUGAAAAUUGCCGUUUGAAAUUGAAUUUGGAAAAAAUGCGUAUUGAAUAUUCUGAUUGCAAGGACAAACUGAAACAAAUACAAACUCAACGAUUCACUGGUUCAUUUGGUAGCAUAAAUGCGGUGGCCAAUUCAUUGGGCCGAACAUCGCUGCAUAGUUUGUUGUAUCCCCAAGAGUCUAGAGAAAAGUCUACACAAACGGAUAGAAUACUAACACCUUCACCCGUUCCUCCACUAAAUAAACAAAACAAUGAUAUGUUUGCUACACCACUUACGCCAGAUUCCAAUAAUAAUUCAUUUGACCAUGCUGCCGUGGGUAUGUUGGCACCUGCUGCCCACAAAGUGUCAAAAUGUGUAGCCACCAUUCAACCGCUUUCACUGAAUUUCAGCAAUCUUGUUGAGCAAGAUAGUCGUGAUUUUAAUAGCAGUAAUAUAAAUACUACCAUGGGUUUUCUACGUCAACGUUCCAAUUCUAUAGCGGCCCGUAAAAAAUCAACCCCUUUACCCGCGAAUAUCUCGAAAGUUAGUUCAACCGGCAGUAGUGUGCCUAGUAGCAGUGAUUCUGCCAUUGAAGUAACUGAUUCGCCCAAAAAUCAACGACAAAGUCGUCGUGAGGAAUUCAUUUAUUAUGAACAACGUUCUCAACGCUAUUCUGUUCUAGAAACUCGUAACGCUGGUCGAAAUUACCCGGAUACUGACCAUAGCACAUCUCCCAAUAACAAUUCAAUCGAGGACGGCAAUGCUAGAGGAAAUUCACGCAAACGCCAUAAUUUGCGGUCACGUGUGAUGCGAUUUUUUGGCGCUUGCACGAAAUGUGAAGAUCACAAUUUGUCAUUAGAAGCUGUCGAUAAGUCUACACACUCGCAGAUUCCACUUUUGGAAAAAAGUACACAGAAUUAUUGCCGUAAUGUACGUUGAGAUUUAUCAUGGUAUAAGUAAUGUUUAUAUGUAUUUUUCUGCCCUACAACAUUUUCAAAUGAAUUUUAGACUAAAGUAUUAAA
Molecule: messenger RNA, 1919 nt
Organism: Calliphora vicina (urban bluebottle blowfly)
Lineage: Eukaryota; Metazoa; Arthropoda; Insecta; Diptera; Calliphoridae
Gene: swa
Product: swallow
Exons: 3
Coding region: 148-1836 (562 amino acids)
Source: RefSeq, a predicted model, not a curated record